UCCCGUAUUUGAACUCAGAAAUAGGACAAACUUAAAGCCUUCAGAUCUGAGAAGUUAAAAAAUUAAAAUAGUUUUGAUCUAGCAAAUGGCCGAAAUGGCGGCUGCCAACAUGAAUAAGGGGGAGUUGAUGAGCCAGGUGAAGCAGCAGAUCGCACUGGCCAAUGCCCAGGAGAUGCUCUCGAAGAUGACGGAGAAGUGCUUCAAGAAGUGCAUCCAGAAGCCGGGCAAAUCGCUGGACAGCACCGAGCAGCGCUGCAUCUCGCAGUGCAUGGACCGCUUCAUGGACGCCUGGAAUCUGGUGUCGCGCACCUACGGCAAUCGCCUGCAGCGGGAGCAGUACAGAACGAUGGACUCGGUGGAGAUGAGCAACUAGGACCCUGAUUGCGAUCAUCUACCCUUCCUGUAAUUAAAACCGAAUUUAUUUUGUUUUCGACCCGGUCUCAACUCAA
Molecule: messenger RNA, 449 nt
Organism: Drosophila elegans
Lineage: Eukaryota; Metazoa; Arthropoda; Insecta; Diptera; Drosophilidae
Gene: Tim13
Product: mitochondrial import inner membrane translocase subunit Tim13
Exons: 1
Coding region: 86-373 (95 amino acids)
Source: RefSeq, a predicted model, not a curated record